AUGCUGAACACCAAAACGUUGUACGAUAAGGGUGUCGUCCUUAAUCGCAAAAUGUUGACCCAAUCACAGUUCUCACAAAUCAAAUUUUCCGCCAUUCUCAACAACUUUACCAUGUUCUACAAUGUCGCGAAAGCUAUCAGUUUUGUCGAUUAUGCAACAGUUCAAUUGACCACUGAUGGCGUUAAAAUUAUUGUCGAGGAUGCGAAAAGCAUCCAAGCUACCGCCUAUAUCACGAAAGGCUGCUUCUCGGAAUAUAAAAUAGCACAAUCUAAGCGCAAGCUGGGCGCCAACGGUGACACCGAAGAGGACGAACCAUCCACAUCACUCGGAUUGAAUUUGAAGGUGUUCACCGAUUGUUUGAGUAUGUUUAUUGGAGGCGAUUAUGACUCUACUUUGAAGAUGCUGCAUAAAGGAGAAGGGGCUCCGCUGAUGGCCAUUCUAGAGCAGCACGGGCAAGAAAAUUUAAUAACGGAAUGCUCGGUAAAGACAAUGGAACCACAGGACAUAAUGGAAUUCGAUUUGGAGGAUGAACAAAUAUGUACCAAAGUCAGCGUCAAAGGUCCGGAACUUUUUGCUCUCCUCAGCGAGGUGGAUAGAAAUUGUGAGGAAAUUGAAAUACUGCUAUCACCAGACGAUCCACACAUUCAAAUUUCAACGUAUGGCGAGCUUCAUUCCGAGUCAAAUAUCGAAAUUACAAGCAGCAGCGAUAUGCUAAUAUCAUUUCAUAGCACAACUAAAACGAGUAACCGAUAUGCGUUUGCUCAUUUCAAGUUGAUCAUGAAAACGCUUACCUAUGCCUCGAAAAUAGCUCUUCGCACCAACAAGGACGGACUGCUGGGAUUGCAGGUAAUGAUAGAGAAUUCCGAUGAUUCCAACAUAUUCGUGGAGUAUUUUAUCAUGCCGCUGUGCGACGGAGACAACACAGCGCAAUCAGAUAUGCAAAUAACGGUUUGAACACGUGAAAGCUAUGGGUGGUUACCAUUACAUGUUUUUGUAUUCACCAUAAAUGUUUUCGCGCAUAUAUUCAAAUCACACUAAAAAUCUUGCUCUCAGUUCAUUAAAA
Messenger RNA from Toxorhynchites rutilus septentrionalis, 1063 nucleotides. RefSeq lists its product as uncharacterized. The record is from RefSeq and is a predicted model, not a curated record. The coding region runs from base 1 to 954 and encodes 317 amino acids. Gene Ontology annotation, cellular component: nucleus; checkpoint clamp complex. Gene Ontology annotation, biological process: DNA repair; DNA damage checkpoint signaling. The transcript has 2 exons. Gene Ontology annotation, molecular function: 3'-5' exonuclease activity. Lineage: Eukaryota; Metazoa; Arthropoda; Insecta; Diptera; Culicidae.